This is a messenger RNA of Hydra vulgaris (swiftwater hydra), 1880 nucleotides long. Its product is annotated as dolichol kinase. Lineage: Eukaryota; Metazoa; Cnidaria; Hydrozoa; Anthoathecata; Hydridae. The record is from RefSeq and is a predicted model, not a curated record.
UCAUCAUCAAUGCCGACUUUGUGAAGACAGAGGGUGGAGGGGUGUGAGAAACGGUCAAAAAUUACGUCACGUAAAUUGUGCACGACCUCUUAACUAUUAUAAAACGAGAAACGAGAAAGGAAACCACUUUUACAAAAGAAAUUAAAUUAACUAUAAAAGUUUGAAGAAGCUCAGGUUCACAAAUUUUUUGAAUUCAAAGUUCAACUUAUAAUGUGAAAUCUUUGAUUAAAACUAAUAAUACUGCUAAUAAAUUAUUUACAAAAUUUAAGAAUUUCUACUGGGAAAAUGUGCGAAAAAUUAAAGAACGUUAAGUUUUUGACCGAAAAUAUAAUUGGGAUUUUUGUAGCGAUUUUUGUUAUUUUAAGAACUUCUGGUAUUACAUGUUGCACUUUAUGGUCAGCAGUUAUCAUUUUAAAUACAUCACUUGUAAUAAUCCUUGAGCAAUUCAAUUGCAAUCGUUUGAAAAACUUCUUCAAAUUGAGUAACUCACAAAAUUCUGGUUUUGUUUAUGCCAACCUUACAUUACUUUCAGUGGCUGCUAUUCAAACUUCAAAUUGUAGUUUUUAUUUAGAAAAUGUGGAAGAAGCAAGAUUAUUUCAAUUUGCUUUGCAUUUUAUAACAACAAUCAUAUUGAUUGUUUCGAAUUUCAUGGUUUCAACAGCUUUGGUUACAAGUGGUUUAAACGGUGUUUUAGUAAUACUAACAUAUAUAAAUUUUCCAAAAACAGAAUAUAGUAUAUUUAUUGUGUUUGUAUUUAUAUUGGUCAUUGUAAUAUCAUUUGGUAUUUUUGUGUUUAUUUCCGAUAAAAGUUUCACAUUUACAGAAGUUGCAUUCCUUUUUCAAUGUUUUUGGAUAGUUUUCUUCGAUCUUCACCUUAGAUUUUUAAAUGUAAAUAUGUUUUGUCUGGAAAAUAUCAAACUUUCAAUAGUUUUAGAGCUAGCGCUUCUUUUAAUUGCUCCAGUGAUUUUUCUAAUAAUGUCAGAUUGUUUUUUGAUAAUUUUGUGUUUACCUUUUUUGUUGUUAAUGAUGAUAUUUAUCUUAACUUUAUAUUAUGCUAUAUCUCUGCAAAAAAUAAAUUUAGUAUUAAUUAAAACUGUUUUACUUCUUGAAUCAAAGUGGAUUCUGCUUUUGUAUUGGUGUUUUCUUGUAUUUUUUUCUCUUGUUGUUGUUUAUUGGUAUGCCUUGACUGCACAAACCAAUAAAAUACCAAAAACAGUGAUACGGAAAAUUUUUCAUUUUAUUGCACUUUUUAUUUAUUUAUUUGGAUGGUCAGAGUCAGAAUUACUUGCUCUCAUUUCUAGCUUAGUAUUUUAUGCUUUUAUUGUCACAGAGAUUAUGAGGGUUAAAAAAAACACUGUGGGACUUUUUUUGAACAAUUUUUUAGAACCAUUUCGAGAUGAGAAUGACAGUGGUAAGUUUAUUUUAAGUCAUGUCUACCUUAUAUUGGGCUUGUCGUUGCCGUUUUGGUUAACACCAUACUCAAUUUUGCAGAGUAACAGUUUAAAAUCAUUAAGUAUCUUUAGUGGAGUGAUAUCUCUGGGAAUAGGUGAUUCAUUUGCCUCAAUUUUUGGGAGUUUAUAUGGAAAAUCAAAAUGGUCAGGAAGUAAUAAAUCACAUAUUGGAACAUUUUGUUGUUUUUUAUCUCAAUUUUUAUUUUCAAUUAUACUUCUAAAAGGCUUAAGUAUUAAUAUUUCAUUUAUAAGUAUUUGUAUGUUGAGUUUUGUAUGUUUUGUAGUAUCAAUGUUAGAGACUUUUUCUUCUCAAAAUGAUAAUUUGAUUCUUCCAGUUUACAUGUACAUAUUAUUUAUGUUGCUGUAACAUAUUUUUUAUUUAGUAUAAUAUAUAUUUACAUAAACAUAGUAUUUUUAUCUAGUUGAUUG